Cyprinodon tularosa is the source of this 4270-nucleotide messenger RNA. RefSeq names its product iroquois homeobox 2a (gene irx2a). The record is from RefSeq and is a predicted model, not a curated record. Gene Ontology annotation, biological process: cell development; regulation of transcription by RNA polymerase II; neuron differentiation. NCBI's taxonomy places the organism in Eukaryota, Metazoa, Chordata, Actinopteri, Cyprinodontiformes, Cyprinodontidae. Gene Ontology annotation, molecular function: RNA polymerase II cis-regulatory region sequence-specific DNA binding; DNA-binding transcription factor activity, RNA polymerase II-specific. Gene Ontology annotation, cellular component: nucleus. Bases 319 to 1824 code for a protein of 501 amino acids. The transcript has 3 exons.
AAACUCAACUGGCUCCUUCCCUCCCAACUCCUCACUUCAUAGCGCCGCGCACUAAAAACAUCGGACGCUAGGGGAUCAAGACGCAUGCCACAUUACCUCUAUGUGGGCACUUUAACAGAUCUUUCGGGGGGUUUUUUCUCAGUAAGGGGGCUGUUGAGGGAGGCCUUUUUUACUUUCACUGUUUGAUGACUGUUUGCACAGCUGAUAAUUGAGUUGAUUGUUUAUAUUUUAGCCGUUGUUAUCCACCGCCUUGUGCGCCCCUUUUUCCCUACUGCUUUUUUUGUGGGGGGGGAUCGGUGAACUGUACUGCGCUCACCAAUGUCCUAUCCUCAGGGUUACCUCUACCAGCCCCCAGGCUCUCUGGCUCUUUAUUCGUGUCCGGCUUACGGGGCUUCGACUCUGGCUGCUCCGCGGAAUGAGGACUUGGCGAGAUCGUCCUCUGGCUCAGCCUUCAGCCCGUAUCCAGGCUCGGCCGCUUUCUCCGCCUCGGCUGGUGCGGGGUUCUCCAGCCCACUGUCAUACUCCACAGAUCCUGCGACGGGAUUCCCAUCCUACAUGUCUUCUCCGUAUGACGCGCACACAGCGGGCAUGGCCGGGGCGCUCAGUUACCAUCCAUACGGGAGUCCGGGGUAUCCCUACCAACUAAACGACCCGGCUUACCGCAAGAACGCCACCAGGGACGCCACGGCCACUUUGAAGGCCUGGCUACAGGAACACAGGAAGAACCCGUACCCGACUAAGGGAGAGAAGAUCAUGCUGGCCAUCAUCACUAAGAUGACCCUGACACAGGUCUCCACCUGGUUCGCGAAUGCCAGAAGGAGACUGAAAAAGGAAAACAAGAUGACCUGGGCGCCCCGUAGCAAGAGCGAGGACGAGGACGAAGAGGACGGAGACGGAGAGAGGAAGGAGGCGGAGCGCUCUGACAAAACCCUGGAUAACAGCGAGGCUUCGGCAGAGGACGAAGGCAUCAGUUUGCACGUCGACACCCUGACGGACCACUCGUGUUCUGCGGAGUCUGACGGGGAAAAGGUCGGCUGCGCAUCCGAGCUCAGCUCCGAUGUGGACAAGUGUAACGUGGACAGCGUGGAUCAGAGCCGCGGCCGUCGCGAAGGUCUCUCCCCCAAACCCGUCACCUCGUCGCCGCUGACGGGCGUGGAAGCUCCGGUUCUCACCCAUCACCAUCAUCAGCACCACCACCUCCAUCACCUUCACCACCUCCACAGCCAGCGGGAGGAUUUGACUCGCAGCCUCAUGAACUGUAACGCCAGUAAGUUGUCUUCCUGCCUGGACAACAGGCCCAAUUCGUCCGGGGCGCCUCAGAAUCUUUCAGCAAAACCCAAACUGUGGUCUCUGGCCGAGAUUGCUACCUCGGACCAAAAGCAGCAGCAUCAGCAACAGGGGCAACCGGAACAACCGAGCUGCCCCUCCUCCAACAGCGGACUCCUUACUCCCCCGACGCCCUCCGCUACUACACCGGCUGCCAGCUCCCCUUCACUUUACCCGACCCCCUCCAUCCUCGGAAGACCUAUUUAUUACACUUCCCCGUUUUAUAGCAAUUAUACAAACUACGGCAACUUUAGCCCCCUGCAGGGGCAAGGGAUCUUGCGGUACACCAACUCCGCUGGAGUGAGUUUGGCAGCCGCCGCGGCCGCCGCAGCGGCUGCAAACGAGGGUCUGAGCGCCUCUCUAAGGGCUUCAGAGGCUGGCGCGGAAAACAAACUCAAGCCAGACUCCCCCCCGUUCAAAAAUAACUCAAACCAGAUUGCUGCAGUCGAGCAGCAGCAUUUCAGAGCCACAAAUAUAGAAGCAAAGAAAGGUACGUAAUGUGGAGAACUCUAAAAUAAAAAAACUCAAGAUCCUUUUUUUUUUCUUUUUAUUAUUAUUAUAAUCUUGAAAUUGUAUUUCACAUGAGCAGUGGUUCAAACAUGCAAUUGUUUAAAUGUUUUCAAUGCAAAACAACUGUUCUGCUUUUGCUCACUUUCGUGUGUCAUUACUUUCUUGUAGGGAGAGUUUGCCUUGCAUUAAAAAAACAAAAAAUUGGAAAGUUGGAGGUUUGAUUCUGGAGUAAGAAUAAGCGACACUUAACCACAUUCAUAUACUUGUGUUAUUUUUAAGAGACUCGUGGUCUCAAGAGAAAAUGAUAACAUAUUUUUAAGGAAAAAGCAUCCAGCAGCCUCGUCUCUUAAUAAUUUCAGUUUAUUAUUCACAUUUAGAAUUUUACUCAUUAAAAAAAAAAAGAUAUCUAUUUCUCAGAGGAAUAAGACAACAAGCUUGGCUUCGAAAAGUAACAAGAUCAUUUAGCACAAAAUUAACGUGCAAAAUGAAGCAUCCACAGUAUAUUAGUAAAGGAUAGGCCUCAAACAAGCCCAACCACGCACACAUACCCAGACUCACACCCACAGAAACGCUCAUAAGUGUAUGUUUUGAAUCCAAAAGCAGAGAAAUGUUGCCAUAGCUUUGAGCAGGAAUUCUAUUUUUAUUGUUUCCUUUGUGUGUGUGUGGGUGUGUGUGUGAGGGGGCACAGAGAGAGUGUGGUGUGUGCACAGUGGGCUUCAAACCUUAUCUUUCAGCUUAGGAUAAUUAUAAUUACACAGGGUCAGCCAAAUGCAAACAAAUUAGCUUGCUCUGCACAGUCUUAGUCCAACUUCAACAAGUCUUUAAAUGUCACUUUCACAGAUAAAACCAACUGUUAGAAUUUGGCCAAUAAAAUUGGUGCAAAAGGAUGAAUUUUAUUUAUGAGGACUUGCUUUGUUAAUGAGUAGCAAUUUAAGUUUAACAGCUUAAAACUUACUAAAAAAAAGAAAUUUCCAACAAUUAAAAAGAAUAAAUAAAUAUUAAAUUAAUUUUGAACUACAUCUAACCUUUUUUCAUAUUGUAUGGCUUCCAUUUAUCAAUUUAAUUGAAGAAGACAAAAAUCAUUAAACUUUUUAAAUCUGGUCUAACAUGAUGAAAUGUAACUUUGUCCCUGACAGCCACAGAUGUGCUGGUUAUUGGCAACAACUACCUCAGGGUUAGGAAGCUCAGAUUGUUUGCAAAUUUAACUUUAGCAUUAGUGUUGUUAAACUUAAAGCUGGAUGUAAACAAACUACUAAAAUCAUACAAGCCAUGAGCCUCGUGGAAGGUCUUAAUAUACAAUAUUAUGGUGAGAAAUAAUUUUCUUUAAAAAAUUCUCAGCUGGAUCCAAAAUGACAAGUGAGAUUAGGUAAUUAUCUGACAUCAAAAUGAUCUGUUAAAUUCUAAUAAGAUGCUUAGGUAGGAGUUGUUACCCAACUAAAUUAGCAAAGUAUCACAUUUCCACAACAUGUUUAAUUAAAAUUGAAGUAAUUUUAAUAGCUGAUAUUCAAUUCCCUCAAAUAUACAUUUUUACAGUGUGGGUGAUUUUGAGGAUUGCUUACCUUUCAUAUGUGCUGUUGCAGAAAUUGUUCAAUAGGAUUUAGGGUACUGGUUAUAUUUUUAAUUUUAAGCACUUGCAAUUUCAUUUGCUUUGAUUUUUCUAACUAAAGCAGUGUGAGAAUUUUUUUUUUUUCAAGGAUAUUUAUUUGGAUUCUGUUUUUAUGAUAUAUAUUUCCUUGUCCUGCAGAUAGGUGUCACAAUUGCUCAGAAUAUAAAGCUUGGAAAAGAAAGGCUUUAACAUUUUUAGUCACAUGCUUAAACCCUCAUGACCUUUUGCUCCAAACUAGGGAUCUAGUGCCACCAUAUUUUAUUCUUUUUUUUAAAUGUUGCUGCUAGGUCUUUCACAGGUUUAGAUUUUCAGUCGGGCGCAUUACAUUGUAUUGUUUCCUUCUUUAUCAUUAUUGAUAACCUCCCAUAAUAUGUGAUAUAAAUGUUAUUUCUCAGGUUCCUCUUGAUUGCAUAUUUGCCACGUUAUAUUAUGAUUUGUUAUAUAUCUGUGUGGAAAAACAACAUAUGGCCUAGGAAAUGUAGUUAGGGGAAAGGGAGGAGACUUCUUAGGACGCUGAGCUGAUCUGAAGUGAACUUUGAGGACUUCAGAGUGGAGUAGCCUACAUUUGAUAUUUAUUUUUUUAAAACAACAGCAAAACAAUGCCUAUAAUUUAUGCAAGUUGUAUUGCAAAGGUGGAAAACUGACAUCCUCUGUUUUGUAAAUAUAAAUAUGAAUAUAUAUAUUAUGGACUGUUCUUCUUUUGGGUGGGGACACACAAUCAGGAGUACUUUUACUAAUUUAUAUGACUGUAAAUAUAUAAUAAAAAGGUGGGGUGUUAUAUCCAAUAUAGAGAAUGACAAAAUAUUAAACUCCUUUUCCCAACUAUAA